Messenger RNA from Colletotrichum truncatum, 636 nucleotides. Lineage: Eukaryota; Fungi; Ascomycota; Sordariomycetes; Glomerellales; Glomerellaceae. The record is from RefSeq and is a predicted model, not a curated record.
AUGUCUUCUCGCGCUUCUGCCAAAUCACCCACUCCAGGAUCCUCAUCCUCUUCGCGCAACCAGCCUCAGAGCCUCGCGCAGGAGCCCGCCAACACUGAGGACUUCGACAUGCCGGACCUCAAGUACGACUCCGAUGGAGAUGGCUCUUUCACCAAGGAAAGCUACGAUAAGCUCCGACGCAUAAUCCAGAAACAAGAAGCCGAGACAAAAGACAUGCAGAAAAUCGUCAACGAAAACCGACAAGCAAUAGAAAACCUCAACGAGCAACUCCAGCACGCUGGACAGGCCUACAAGAAGCUGGAAGAAGACAUCAAGGGGGACGCCAACCUCCGGAAGAUCCAGGAACUCCAGGGGGAAAUCACCACCCUCCGGGCCGCCGCUAACAUCGUCACCACGCCCGUCCACGGAGGACGACAAAAGCUCAAGCUCAUAGUACACGCAGCCACCUACCUCCGAGGAAAGGCCCUCAAGUGGUUUGAACCAAUCCAGGAAGAAUACCUCAAAUGCGAGACCCUCGACGAGUGCACUACCGAGACCCGCGACAUCUACGCUAAUUUUAAAGGAUUCGAGGAUGCGCUCAGGUCACUCUUCCAAGACCCCGACGAAAAGCGACAAGCCGAACGAGAUCUGGCAUAA